AUCAGUUCAACCAGCAGCUCAGAGCAGAACACCAGCACCAGCACACCAGCAACCCCAGCCAACCACAAGAUGGCCCUCUCCCACAUGAUCUUGGUCGCCGUGGUGGUGGCGUCCGCCAGCAGCAGCCCCGUCGGUGGCUACGGCGGUAGCGUGGUGCUCGGUAGCGCCGAGUCCUACGCCUCCAUCAGCACCGCCCCCGCCGUCGCUUCCUACGCCACCCCCGCCGUGGCUUCCUACGCCGCCCCCGCCGUCGCUUCCUACGCCGCCCCCGCUGUGACCGCCUACGCCGCCCCCGCCGUGGCCUCCUACGCCGUCCCCGCCGUCUCCUACAAGGCCGAGCCCGAGAUCAUCGCCUACCCGCGGUACGCCUUCAAGUACGGCGUCACGGACGGCAAGACGGGCGACGUGAAGGACCAGGCCGAGGAGCGCGACGGCGACGUGGUGAAGGGCGAGUACUCCCUGCUGCAGCCCGACGGCAGGAAGCGCGUCGUCAACUACCUCUGCGACGGCAAGAACGGCUGCAACCAGGUCGUGUCCUACAGCGGCCAGGCCGUGCACCCCCAGGUGGUGGUCCCCGUCAAGGUGGCCGCGUACGGACCCGCCUACUAGUGCCCACCUUUGUGACUGACUCAUCAUUGCGCUGUAAAUAUCUCAUCGAAUAAAGACGAAUAUU
Thrips palmi is the source of this 673-nucleotide messenger RNA. RefSeq names its product cuticle protein 19-like. The record is from RefSeq and is a predicted model, not a curated record. NCBI's taxonomy places the organism in Eukaryota, Metazoa, Arthropoda, Insecta, Thysanoptera, Thripidae. Gene Ontology annotation, cellular component: extracellular matrix. The coding region runs from base 70 to 609 and encodes 179 amino acids. The transcript is spliced from 2 exons.